Molecule: messenger RNA, 18976 nt
Organism: Oncorhynchus keta (chum salmon)
Lineage: Eukaryota; Metazoa; Chordata; Actinopteri; Salmoniformes; Salmonidae
Gene: ahnak
Product: AHNAK nucleoprotein
Exons: 20
Coding region: 386-17800 (5804 amino acids)
Biological process (GO): regulation of RNA splicing
Cellular component (GO): nucleus; costamere; cytoplasm
Molecular function (GO): protein binding
Source: RefSeq, a predicted model, not a curated record
AGCAACAGCCACGCAGACUAGAAAAAAAAAGGCAACACGCACUCUCUAAGGGGAGAGAGUGAGAAGGGAGGGGAGAAAGAAAAACGCCCUGGACACGGAGGGAGACUCGGGUUGAUAGAGAAAGACAAGUAUUUUAGAAGUGAGAAAGAACGUUUGAUUGGGAAGAAGAAGACGUGCUUUUAUCGACUGCUGGGACAGCAGGAGGGAAAGAGGACAUUGCCAACGAUGCUCAAGUUGCUGUGUUGAAGUUGUUGCAGCUCAGACUGCUCAGACAAACAGGAAGCAAAGAGACAAGAGUCCUUGGCCUUGCUUCAGCAAUCCAACUAAAACCAAGGCAGAAACAAACCACACCAGAGCAUAGGCAAAGGACAAGGAAAAGCAAAGGAUGUCUGAAGAGGAGGAAACCAGGGAGGUGCUCUUCUCUGACUGGUCGGGUCCAGAGAAACAGGGAAUGACCCUUGAGCAGUCAGGUGAAGGAGAGAUCUAUGUCAAAGAGGUGAAAAUGGAGUCGCCUGCUGGACGCACUGGAAGAGUACACGAGGGUGAUCAAAUUGUGGGUGCCACCAUCUAUUUUGACAACAUGAGUUCCGAGGAGACAGCGGAGCUCCUCAAGACCUUAAACAAACACAAGGUUGGACUGAAACUACAGAACAAGGACAAGUCACCAUGCCGCUCCCCCAUGGGCACUCUGUCACCCAGCCGCUCCCCCAUGGGCACUCUGUCGUAUGAAGGGAAGGGAAGGUUUGGAGGCUCCAGCCAAGGCAGUAUCCUGAGUGGGGAGGAUGAAGAUUACAAGAGAAUAUAUUCCAAGAAGAUUAAGCCCCGACUGAAGUCUGAGGAUCUAGCGGAGGGCGUGGACGUCCGUACGGAACGCCACAGCAGCACCAGCACCGACGGAAGCACGAUCACCACCGUCACCCGUCGCAUCACUACCUACUCUGUAGACAUGCCAGGGGGCGUGGACGAGCAGCUUGAGCUCACCGGGCCAGAGUUCAAAGGGCAACAGUAUGAGCAGUCAGGAGGGGGCAGCUCGACUCAAAUCCGAGUUUUACACGGAAGCGGCAGCUCUUCAGGUGUAGGAGGUGGAUUGGAGGGUGGUGAUUUUGAACUAGGAGGUGAUGGUGUUUUCUUCACUGGGCCGCAUGUAACUAGCUCUUCUGAGAAGCACUGGAGCACUGGAGGGGUGAAGACCACCACUGUAACGAGGGAGAUAGAGGGCGGAGAUGGAGGAGCAGCAGGGAUCAGAUUCAAAGGACCUAGCUUUGGAAUGUCGGGGGUGAAGGGUCAGCGGGAGUUCGGCCUCUAUAGACGGGGUCAGCAGGGAGACGGGAGCUUUCAGGUUUCAGGUGACUUAGCUGACGACCAGGCAGGAUCAGUCAAUGUCACGGCACCUGGAAAAACAACACAUAUUUCAUCCAGCUCCAUAUUAAUGGGAAAAGGUGAGGUGAGAGGAGUAGACGUUCAUUUGCCUGGUAGAGGCAGUGCAGACUGGCAGGGUAGGGUCGGAGGUUCAGUACCUGGAAUAACUAUUAGUGAUCAACAGAUGAGAGAGUCUGGGAACGUAGGUCACUCUGGAGGCAACCAGGGUGGGGUUUCCUUACCCAGCAUGCCAGGCAUUGAUACAGGGUUGAAUGGAGGCAAGAUAUCAACAGACAUAAGAGCGCAAACACUUGACAUCAAUAACCCAGGCAUAAAGGAGUCUGGCUCAGUGAAAACGUCUGUAAAAGGACCAUCGAUAAAAGGAACAACCAUUGAAAAUGAAAGCAAACUUUUUGGUGGCAUCAAAAUGCCAUCAUUUGGACUGAACAUUGCAGGUACAGAAAGCGAUGGAGAUGUUAAACUACCGAAGGUGAAGGGUAGUGUAGAUGUAUCAGCCCCAUCAACGAAUGUUAAAGAAGGAAAAAAGAUAGGUGGUAUUGAUAUCAAAGCACCCAAAGUAGACAUUAAAGUUUCAGGUGUUGAUGUUCAUGAUCCAGAAGGAGGUUUCAAGAUACCCAAAGUAAAGAUGCCAUCAUUUGGAAUCAAAGAAGCGGGACGUGAGGGUCCUUAUGUGGAUGUCAACCUACCAAAAACCGACAUUGACAUCAAGCCCCCCAAAGUAGAACUUAAAGGUCCAGAACUGGACAUUGAAGGGCCAGAUGGUAAAAUCAAAGGGUCAAAAUUCAAGAUGCCGACAACAUCAGGACCAAACAUCUCAAUGCCUGAUGUGGACUUCAACCUGAAAGGUCCAAAGAUGAAAGGAGAUUUCGAUGUGUCAGGGCCCAAGAUAGAAGGAGACCUCAAAGCACCCAAAGUAGACAUUGAGGGGCCAGGUCUUGACAUUGAAGGUUCAGGAGGAUUUAAGAUGCCAAAGAUGAAGAUGCCAUCAUUUGGAUUCAAAGGUCCUAAAUUGGAGGGUCCAGAUGUUGAUGUUAACCUGCCAACAGCUGAUAUAGACAUCAAAGCGCCCAAAGUGGACAUUAAAGGUCCAGAACUUGACAUUGAAGCGCCCAAAGUGGACAUUAAAGGUCCAGAACUUGACAUUGAAGGUUCAGGAGGAUUUAAGAUGCCAAAGAUGAAGAUGCCGACUUUUGGAGUCAAAGGUCCUAAACUGGAGGGUCCAGAUGUGGAUGUCAAACUACCUAAAGGUGACAUUGAAAUAAAGGGACCCAACGUUGACAUCAAAGGGCCAGAACUGGACAUUGAAGGCCCCGAUGGAAAAAUCAAGGGCCCACAAUUCAAGAUGCCUUCCAUAUCAGGACCAAAGAUCUCAAUGCCUGACAUGGACAUCAAUCUGAAAGGGCCAAAGGUGAAGGGUGAUGUGAAUGUGUCAGUGCCAAAGAUAAAAGGAGAUACAACAGCGCCCAAAGUAGACAUUGAAGGUCCAGAACUUGACAUUGAAGGCCCUGAUGGUAAAAUCAAAGGGCCGAAAUUCAAGAUGCCGUCAAUGUCAGGACCAAAGAUCUCCAUGCCUGAUGUGGACUUCAAUCUGAAAGGUCCCAAGAUGAAGGGAGAUGUUGAUAUGUCAGGAGAACUUAAAGCACCCAAAGUAGACAUUGAAGGUCCAGAUCUUGAAAUUGAAGGUCCAGAUGCAAAAAUCAAAGGGCCAAAAUUCAAGAUGCCAUCAAUUUCAGGACCGAAGAUCUCCAUGCCCGAUGUGGACUUCAAUCUGAAAGGUCCAAAGAUGAAAGGAGAUUUCGAUGUGUCAGGGCCCAAGAUAGAAGGAGACCUCAAAGCACCCAAAGUAGACAUUGAAGGUCCAGAUCUUGACAUUGAAGGUUCAGGAGGAUUUCAGAUGCCAAAGAUGAAGAUGCCAUCAUUUGGAUUCAAAGGUCCUAAAUUGGAGGGUCCAGAUGUUGAUGUUAACCUGCCAACAGCUGAUAUAGACAUCAAAGCGCCCAAAGUGGACAUUAAAGGUCCAGAACUUGACAUUGAAGGUUCAGGAGGAUUUAAGAUGCCAAAGAUGAAGAUGCCGUCUUUCGGAUUCAAAGGUCCUAAAUUGGAGGGUCCAGAUGUUGAUGUUAACCUACCAAAAGCUGAUAUAGACAUCAAAGCGCCAAAAGUGGACAUUAAAGGUCCAGAACUUGACAUUGAAGGCCCUGAUGGUAAAAUCAAAGGGCCGAAAUUCAAGAUGCCGUCAAUGUCAGGACCAAAGAUCUCCAUGCCUGAUGUGGACUUCAAUCUGAAAGGUCCCAAGAUGAAGGGAGAUGUUGAUAUGUCAGGAGAACUUAAAGCACCCAAAGUAGACAUUGAAGGUCCAGAUCUUGAAAUUGAAGGUCCAGAUGGAAAAAUCAAAGGGCCAAAAUUCAAGAUGCCAUCAAUUUCAGGACCGAAGAUCUCCAUGCCCGAUGUGGACUUCAAUCUGAAAGGUCCAAAGAUGAAAGGAGAUUUCGAUGUGUCAGGGCCCAAGAUAGAAGGAGACCUCAAAGCACCCAAAGUAGACAUUGAAGGUCCAGAUGUUGACAUUGAAGGUUCAGGAGGAUUUAAGAUGCCAAAGAUGAAGAUGCCAUCAUUUGGAUUCAAAGGUCCUAAAUUGGAGGGUCCAGAUGUUGAUGUUAACCUACCAAAAGCUGAUAUAGACAUCAAAGCACCAAAAGUAGACAUUGAAGGUCCAGAUCUUGACAUUGAAGGUCCAGAUGGAAAAAUCAAAGGACCAAAAUUCAAGAUGCCAUCAAUAUCAGGACCGAAGAUCUCCAUGCCCAAUGUGGACUUCAAUCUGAAAGGACCGAAGAUCUCCAUGCCCGAUGUGGACUUCAAUCUGAAAGGUCCAAAAAUGAAAGGAGAUUUCGAUGUAUCAGGGCCCAAGAUAGAAGGAGACCUCAAAGCACCCAAAGUAGACAUAGAGGGGCCAGAUCUUGACAUUGAAGCGCCAAAAGUGGACAUUAAAGGUCCAGAACUUGACAUUGAAGGUUCAGGAGGAUUUAAGAUGCCAAAGAUGAAGAUGCCGUCUUUCGGAUUCAAAGGUCCUAAAUUGGAGGGUCCAGAUGUUGAUGUUAACCUACCAAAAGCUGAUAUAGACAUCAAAGCGCCAAAAGUGGACAUUAAAGGUCCAGAACUUGACAUUGAAGGCCCUGAUGGUAAAAUCAAAGGGCCGAAAUUCAAGAUGCCGUCAAUGUCAGGACCAAAGAUCUCCAUGCCUGAUGUGGACUUCAAUCUGAAAGGUCCAAAUAUGAAAGGAGAUUUCGAUGUAUCAGGGCCCAAGAUAGAAGGAGACCUCAAAGCACCCAAAGUAGACAUUGAAGGUCCAGAUCUUGAAAUUGAAGGUCCAGAUGGAAAAAUCAAAGGGCCAAAAUUCAAGAUGCCAUCAAUUUCAGGACCGAAGAUCUCCAUGCCCGAUGUGGACUUCAAUCUGAAAGGUCCAAAGAUGAAAGGAGAUUUCGACGUGUCAGGGCCCAAGAUAGAAGGAGACCUCAAAGCACCCAAAGUAGACAUAGAGGGGCCAGAUCUUGACAUUGAAGGUUCAGGAGGAUUUAAGAUGCCAAAGAUGAAGAUGCCAUCAUUUGGAUUCAAAGGUCCUAAAUUGGAGGGUCCAGAUGUUGAUGUUAACCUACCAAAAGCUGAUAUAGACAUCAAAUCGCCCAAAGUGGACAUUAAAGGUCCAGAACUUGACAUUGAAGGUUCAGGAGGAUUUAAGAUGCCAAAGAUGAAGAUGCCAUCAUUUGGAUUCAAAGGUCCUAAAUUGGAGGGACCAGAUGUUGAUGUUAACCUACCAAAAGCUGAUAUAGACAUCAAAGCACCAAAAGUAGACAUUGAAGGUCCAGAUCUUGACAUUGAAGGUCCAGAUGGAAAAAUCAAAGGACCAAAAUUCAAGAUGCCAUCAAUAUCAGGACCGAAGAUCUCCAUGCCUGAUAUGGACUUCAAUCUGAAAGGUCCCAAGAUGAAGGGAGAUGUUGAUAUGUCAGGAGAACUUAAAGCACCCAAAGUAGACAUUGAAGGUCCAGAUCUUGAAAUUGAAGGUCCAGAUGGAAAAAUCAAAGGGCCAAAAUUCAAGAUGCCAUCAAUUUCAGGACCGAAGAUCUCCAUGCCCGAUGUGGACUUCAAUCUGAAAGGUCCAAAGAUGAAAGGAGAUUUCGAUGUGUCAGGGCCCAAGAUAGAAGGAGACCUCAAAGCGCCCAAAGUAGACAUAGAGGGGCCAGAUCUUGACAUUGAAGGUUCAGGAGGAUUUAAGAUGCCAAAGAUGAAGAUGCCAUCAUUUGGAUUCAAAGGUCCUAAAUUGGAGGGUCCAGAUGUUGAUGUUAACCUACCAAAAGCUGAUAUAGACAUCAAAUCGCCCAAAGUGGACAUUAAAGGUCCAGAACUUGACAUUGAAGGCCCUGAUGGUAAAAUCAAAGGGCCGAAAUUCAAGAUGCCGUCAAUGUCAGGACCAAAGAUCUCCAUGCCUGAUGUGGACUUCAAUCUGAAAGGUCCCAAGAUGAAGGGAGAUGUUGAUAUGUCAGGAGAACUUAAAGCACCCAAAGUAGACAUUGAAGGCCCAGAUCUUGAAAUUGAAGGUCCAGAUGGAAAAAUCAAAGGGCCAAAAUUCAAGAUGCCAUCAAUUUCAGGACCGAAGAUCUCCAUGCCCGAUGUGGACUUCAAUCUGAAAGGUCCAAGGAUGAAAGGAGAUUUCGACGUGUCAGGGCCCAAGAUAGAAGGAGACCUCAAAGCACCCAAAGUAGACAUUGAGGGGCCAGAACUUGACAUUGAAGGCCCUGAUGGUAAAAUCAAAGGGCCGAAAUUCAAGAUGCCGUCAAUGUCAGGACCAAAGAUCUCCAUGCCUGAUGUGGACUUCAAUCUGAAAGGUCCCAAGAUGAAGGGAGAUGUUGAUAUGUCAGGAGAACUUAAAGCACCCAAAGUAGACAUUGAAGGUCCAGAUCUUGAAAUUGAAGGUCCAGAUGGAAAAAUCAAAGGGCCAAAAUUCAAGAUGCCAUCAAUUUCAGGACCGAAGAUCUCCAUGCCCGAUGUGGACUUCAAUCUGAAAGGUCCAAAGAUGAAAGGAGAUUUCGAUGUGUCAGGGCCCAAGAUAGAAGGAGACCUCAAAGCACCCAAAGUAGACAUUGAAGGUCCAGAUGUUGACAUUGAAGGUUCAGGAGGAUUUAAGAUGCCAAAGAUGAAGAUGCCAUCAUUUGGAUUCAAAGGUCCUAAAUUGGAGGGUCCAGAUGUUGAUGUUAACCUACCAAAAGCUGAUAUAGACAUCAAAGCGCCAAAAGUGGACAUUAAAGGUCCAGAACUUGACAUUGAAGGCCCUGAUGGUAAAAUCAAAGGGCCGAAAUUCAAGAUGCCUUCAAUGUCAGGACCAAAGAUCUCCAUGCCUGAUGUGGACUUCAAUCUGAAAGGUCCCAAGUUGAAGGGAGAUGUUGAUAUGUCAGGAGAACUUAAAGCACCCAAAGUAGACAUUGAAGGUCCAGAUCUUGACAUUGAAGGUCCAGAUGGAAAAAUCAAAGGGCCAAAAUUCAAGAUGCCAUCAAUUUCAGGACCGAAGAUCUCCAUGCCCGAUGUGGACUUCAAUCUGAAAGGUCCAAAGAUGAAAGGAGAUUUCGACGUGUCAGGGCCCAAGAUAGAAGGAGACCUCAAAGCACCCAAAGUAGACAUUGAGGGGCCAGGUCUUGACAUUGAAGGUCCAGAACUUGACAUUGAAGGUUCAGGAGGAUUUAAGAUGCCAAAGAUGAAGAUGCCGUCUUUCGGAUUCAAAGGUCCUAAAUUGGAGGGUCCAGAUGUUGAUGUUAACCUACCAAAAGCUGAUAUAGACAUCAAAGCGCCAAAAGUGGACAUUAAAGGUCCAGAACUUGACAUUGAAGGCCCUGAUGGUAAAAUCAAAGGGCCGAAAUUCAAGAUGCCGUCAAUGUCAGGACCAAAGAUCUCCAUGCCUGAUGUGGACUUCAAUCUGAAAGGUCCCAAGAUGAAGGGAGAUGUUGAUAUGUCAGGAGAACUUAAAGCACCCAAAGUAGACAUUGAAGGUCCAGAUCUUGAAAUUGAAGGUCCAGAUGGAAAAAUCAAAGGGCCAAAAUUCAAGAUGCCAUCAAUUUCAGGACCGAAGAUCUCCAUGCCCGAUGUGGACUUCAAUCUGAAAGGUCCCAAGUUGAAGGGAGAUGUUGAUAUGUCAGGAGAACUUAAAGCACCCAAAGUAGACAUUGAAGGUCCAGAUCUUGACAUUGAAGGUCCAGAUGGAAAAAUCAAAGGGCCAAAAUUCAAGAUGCCAUCAAUUUCAGGACCGAAGAUCUCCAUGCCCGAUGUGGACUUCAAUCUGAAAGGUCCAAAGAUGAAAGGAGAUUUCGACGUGUCAGGGCCCAAGAUAGAAGGAGACCUCAAAGCACCCAAAGUAGACAUAGAGGGGCCAGAUCUUGACAUUGAAGGUUCAGGAGGAUUUAAGAUGCCAAAGAUGAAGAUGCCAUCAUUUGGAUUCAAAGGUCCUAAAUUGGAGGGUCCAGAUGUUGAUGUUAACCUACCAAAAGCUGAUAUAGACAUCAAAUCGCCCAAAGUGGACAUUAAAGGUCCAGAACUUGACAUUGAAGGUUCAGGAGGAUUUAAGAUGCCAAAGAUGAAGAUGCCGUCUUUCGGAUUCAAAGGUCCUAAAUUGGAGGGUCCAGAUGUUGAUGUUAACCUACCAAAAGCUGAUAUAGACAUCAAAGCGCCAAAAGUGGACAUUAAAGGUCCAGAACUUGACAUUGAAGGCCCUGAUGGUAAAAUCAAAGGGACGAAAUUCAAGAUGCCGUCAAUGUCAGGACCAAAGAUCUCCAUGCCUGAUGUGGACUUCAAUCUGAAAGGUCCCAAGAUGAAGGGAGAUGUUGAUAUGUCAGGAGAACUUAAAGCACCCAAAGUAGACAUUGAAGGUCCAGAUCUUGAAAUUGAAGGUCCAGAUGGAAAAAUCAAAGGGCCAAAAUUCAAGAUGCCAUCAAUUUCAGGACCGAAGAUCUCCAUGCCCGAUGUGGACUUCAAUCUGAAAGGUCCAAAGAUGAAAGGAGAUUUCGAUGUGUCAGGGCCCAAGAUAGAAGGAGACCUCAAAGCACCCAAAGUAGACAUUGAAGGUCCAGAUGUUGACAUUGAAGGUUCAGGAGGAUUUAAGAUGCCAAAGAUGAAGAUGCCAUCAUUUGGAUUCAAAGGUCCUAAAUUGGAGGGUCCAGAUGUUGAUGUUAACCUACCAAAAGCUGAUAUAGACAUCAAAGCGCCAAAAGUGGACAUUAAAGGUCCAGAACUUGACAUUGAAGGCCCUGAUGGUAAAAUCAAAGGGCCGAAAUUCAAGAUGCCGUCAAUGUCAGGACCAAAGAUCUCCAUGCCUGAUGUAGACUUCAAUCUGAAAGGUCCAAAGAUGAAAGGAGAUUUCGACGUGUCAGGGCCCAAGAUAGAAGGAGACCUCAAAGCACCCAAAGUAGACAUUGAAGGUCCAGAUGUUGACAUUGAAGGUUCAGGAGGAUUUAAGAUGCCAAAGAUGAAGAUGCCAUCAUUUGGAUUCAAAGGUCCUAAAUUGGAGGGUCCAGAUGUUGAUGUUAACCUACCAAAAGCUGAUAUAGACAUCAAAGUGCCAAAAGUGGACAUUAAAGGUCCAGAACUUGACAUUGAAGGCCCUGAUGGUAAAAUCAAAGGGCCGAAAUUCAAGAUGCCUUCAAUGUCAGGACCAAAGAUCUCCAUGCCUGAUGUGGACUUCAAUCUGAAAGGUCCCAAGUUGAAGGGAGAUGUUGAUAUGUCAGGAGAACUUAAAGCACCCAAAGUAGACAUUGAAGGUCCAGAUCUUGACAUUGAAGGUCCAGAUGGAAAAAUCAAAGGGCCAAAAUUCAAGAUGCCAUCAAUUUCAGGACCGAAGAUCUCCAUGCCCGAUGUGGACUUCAAUCUGAAAGGUCCAAAGAUGAAAGGAGAUUUCGACGUGUCAGGGCCCAAGAUAGAAGGAGACCUCAAAGCACCCAAAGUAGACAUAGAGGGGCCAGAUCUUGACAUUGAAGGUUCAGGAGGAUUUAAGAUGCCAAAGAUGAAGAUGCCAUCAUUUGGAUUCAAAGGUCCUAAAUUGGAGGGUCCAGAUGUUGAUGUUAACCUACCAAAAGCUGAUAUAGACAUCAAAUCGCCCAAAGUGGACAUUAAAGGUCCAGAACUUGACAUUGAAGGUUCAGGAGGAUUUAAGAUGCCAAAGAUGAAGAUGCCGUCUUUCGGAUUCAAAGGUCCUAAAUUGGAGGGUCCAGAUGUUGAUGUUAACCUACCAAAAGCUGAUAUAGACAUCAAAGCGCCAAAAGUGGACAUUAAAGGUCCAGAACUUGACAUUGAAGGCCCUGAUGGUAAAAUCAAAGGGCCGAAAUUCAAGAUGCCGUCAAUGUCAGGACCAAAGAUCUCCAUGCCUGAUGUGGACUUCAAUCUGAAAGGUCCCAAGAUGAAGGGAGAUGUUGAUAUGUCAGGAGAACUUAAAGCACCCAAAGUAGACAUUGAAGGUCCAGAUCUUGAAAUUGAAGGUCCAGAUGGAAAAAUCAAAGGGCCAAAAUUCAAGAUGCCAUCAAUUUCAGGACCGAAGAUCUCCAUGCCCGAUGUGGACUUCAAUCUGAAAGGUCCAAAGAUGAAAGGAGAUUUCGAUGUGUCAGGGCCCAAGAUAGAAGGAGACCUCAAAGCACCCAAAGUAGACAUUGAAGGUCCAGAUGUUGACAUUGAAGGUUCAGGAGGAUUUAAGAUGCCAAAGAUGAAGAUGCCAUCAUUUGGAUUCAAAGGUCCUAAAUUGGAGGGUCCAGAUGUUGAUGUUAACCUACCAAAAGCUGAUAUAGACAUCAAAGCGCCAAAAGUGGACAUUAAAGGCCCAGAUCUUGAAAUUGAAGGUCCAGAUGGAAAAAUCAAAGGGCCAAAAUUCAAGAUGCCAUCAAUUUCAGGACCGAAGAUCUCCAUGCCCGAUGUGGACUUCAAUCUGAAAGGUCCAAAGAUGAAAGGAGAUUUCGACGUGUCAGGGCCCAAGAUAGAAGGAGACCUCAAAGCACCCAAAGUAGACAUUGAAGGUCCAGAUCUUGACAUUGAAGGUUCAGGAGGAUUUAAGAUGCCAAAGAUGAAGAUGCCAUCAUUUGGAUUCAAAGGUCCUAAAUUGGAGGGUCCAGAUGUUGAUGUUAACCUACCAAAAGCUGAUAUAGACAUCAAAGCACCAAAAGUAGACAUUGAAGGUCCAGAUCUUGACAUUGAAGGGCCAGAUGGAAAAAUCAAAGGGCCAAAAUUCAAGAUGCCAUCAAUUUCAGGACCGAAGAUCUCCAUGCCCGAUGUGGACUUCAAUCUGAAAGGUCCAAGGAUGAAAGGAGAUUUCGACGUGUCAGGGCCCAAGAUAGAAGGAGACCUCAAAGCACCCAAAGUAGACAUUGAGGGGCCAGGUCUUGACAUUGAAGGUUCAGGAGGAUUUAAGAUGCCAAAGAUGAAGAUGCCAUCAUUUGGAUUCAAAGGUCCUAAAUUGGAGGGUCCAGAUGUUGAUGUUAACCUGCCAACAGCUGAUAUAGACAUCAAAUCGCCCAAAGUGGACAUUAAAGGUCCAGAACUUGACAUUGAAGGUUCAGGAGGAUUUAAGAUGCCAAAGAUGAAGAUGCCAUCAUUUGGAUUCAAAGGUCCUAAAUUGGAGGGUCCAGAUGUUGAUGUUAACCUACCAAAAGCUGAUAUAGACAUCAAAGCGCCAAAAGUGGACAUUAAAGGUCCAGAACUUGACAUUGAAGGCCCUGAUGGUAAAAUCAAAGGGCCGAAAUUCAAGAUGCCGUCAAUGUCAGGACCAAAGAUCUCCAUGCCUGAUGUGGACUUCAAUCUGAAAGGUCCCAAGAUGAAGGGAGAUGUUGAUAUGUCAGGAGAACUUAAAGCACCCAAAGUAGACAUUGAAGGUCCAGAUCUUGACAUUGAAGGUCCAGAUGGAAAAAUCAAAGGGCCAAAAUUCAAGAUGCCAUCAAUUUCAGGACCGAAGAUCUCCAUGCCCGAUGUGGACUUCAAUCUGAAAGGUCCAAAGAUGAAAGGAGAUUUCGACGUGUCAGGGCCCAAGAUAGAAGGAGACCUCAAAGCACCCAAAAUAGACAUAGAGGGGCCAGAUCUUGACAUCAAAUCGCCCAAAGUGGACAUUAAAGGUCCAGAACUUGACAUUGAAGGUUCAGGAGGAUUUAAGAUGCCAAAGAUGAAGAUGCCGUCUUUCGGAUUCAAAGGUCCUAGAUUGGAGGGUCCAGAUGUUGAUGUUAACCUACCAAAAGCUGAUAUAGACAUCAAAGCGCCAAAAGUGGACAUUAAAGGUCCAGAACUUGACAUUGAAGGCCCUGAUGGUAAAAUCAAAGGGCCGAAAUUCAAGAUGCCGUCAAUGUCAGGACCAAAGAUCUCCAUGCCUGAUGUGGACUUCAAUCUGAAAGGACCGAAGAUCUCCAUGCCCGAUGUGGACUUCAAUCUGAAAGGUCCAAAGAUGAAAGGAGAUUUCGAUGUGUCAGGGCCCAAGAUAGAAGGAGACCUCAAAGCACCCAAAGUAGACAUUGAAGGUCCAGAUCUUGACAUUGAAGGUUCAGGAGGAUUUAAGAUGCCAAAGAUGAAGAUGCCAUCAUUUGGAUUCAAAGGUCCUAAAUUGGAGGGUCCAGAUGUUGAUGUUAACCUGCCAACAGCUGAUAUAGACAUCAAAUCGCCCAAAGUGGACAUUAAAGGUCCAGAACUUGACAUUGAAGGUUCAGGAGGAUUUAAGAUGCCAAAGAUGAAGAUGCCAUCAUUUGGAUUCAAAGGUCCUAAAUUGGAGGGUCCAGAUGUUGAUGUUAACCUACCAAAAGCUGAUAUAGACAUCAAAGCGCCAAAAGUGGACAUUAAAGGUCCAGAACUUGACAUUGAAGGCCCUGAUGGUAAAAUCAAAGGGCCGAAAUUCAAGAUGCCGUCAAUGUCAGGAGCAAAGAUCUCCAUGCCUGAUGUGGACUUCAAUCUGAAAGGUCCCAAGAUGAAGGGAGAUGUUGAUAUGUCAGGAGAACUUAAAGCACCCAAAGUAGACAUUGAAUUUCCAGAUCUUGACAUUGAAGGGCCAGAUGGAAAAAUCAAAGGGCCAAAAUUCAAGAUGCCAUCAAUUUCAGGACCGAAGAUCUCCAUGCCUGAUGUGGAUUUCAACCUAAAAGGUCCAAAGAUGAAGGGAGAUUUCGAUGUGUCAGGGCCCAAGAUAGAAGGAGACCUCAAAGCACCCAAAGUAGACAUAGAUGGGCCAGAUCUUGACAUUGAAGGUUCAGGAGGAUUUAAGAUGCCAAAGAUGAAGAUGCCAUCAUUUGGAUUCAAAGGUCCUAAAUUGGAGGGUCCAGAUGUUGAUGUUAACCUGCCAACAGCUGAUAUAGACAUCAAAUCGCCCAAAGUGGACAUUAAAGGUCCAGAACUUGACAUUGAAGGUUCAGGAGGAUUUAAGAUGCCAAAGAUGAAGAUGCCAUCAUUUGGAUUAAAAGGUCAUAAAUUGGAGGGUCCAGAUGUUGAUGUUAACCUACCAAAAGUUGAUAUAGACAUCAAAGCACCAAAAGUAGACAUUGAAGGUCCAGAUCUUGACAUUGAAGGUCCAGAUGGAAAAAUCAAAGGACCAAAAUUCAAGAUGCCAUCAAUAUCAGGACCGAAGAUCUCCAUGCCUGAUAUGGACUUCAAUCUGAAAGGUCCAAAGAUGAAGGGAGAUGUUGAUAUGUCAGGAGAACUUAAAGCACCCAAAGUAGACAUUGAAGGUCCAGAUCUUGACAUUGAAGGUCCUGAUGGUAAAAUCAAAGGGCCGAAAUUCAAGAUGCCAUCAAUAUCAGGACCGAAGAUCUCCAUGCCUGAUGUGGACUUCAAUCUGAAAGGUCCAAAAAUGAAGGGAGACGUGGACAUGUCUGUGCCAAUGAUUGAAGGUGACCUGAAAUCACCCAAAGUUGAUUUUGAAGGCCCUGAUGGCAAAAUCAAGGGCCCAAAUUUCAAGAUGCCAUCAAUAUCAGGACCAAAGAUCUCUAUGCCUGAUAUGGACUUUGACCUGAAAAGUCCAAAAAUGAAGGGAGAUGUGGACAUGUCUGUGCCAAUGAUUGAAGGAGAACUCAAAGCACCCAAAGUAGACAUUGAAGGUCCAGAUGUUGACAUUGAAGGUUCAGGAGGAUUUAAGAUGCCAAAGAUGAAGAUGCCAUCAUUUGGAUUCAAAGGUCCUAAAUUGGAGGGUCCAGAUGUUGAUGUUAACCUGCCAACAGCUGAUAUAGACAUCAAAUCGCCCAAAGUAGACAUUAAAGGUCCAGAUGUUGACAUUGAAGGUUCAGGAGGAUUUAAGAUGCCAAAGAUGAAAAUGCCAUCAUUUGGAUUCAAAGGACCUAACCUGGAGGGUCCGGAUGUCGAUCUCAACCUACCUAAAGCUGACAUUAAUGUUGAAGGUCCAGAAAUUGACAUUGAAGGGUAUGAUGGUAAAAUCAGAGGGCCAAAAUUCAAGAUGCCUUCAAUGUCAGGACCAAAGAUAUCAAUGCCAGAUAUGGAUUUCAACCUGAAAGGUCCAAAGGUAAAGGGAGAUUUUGAUGUGUCAGUCCCCAAGAUCGAAGGAGACCUCAAAGCACCCAAAGUAGACAUUGAAGGUCCAGAUGUUGACAUUGAAGGUUCAGGAGGAUUUAAGAUGCCAAAGAUGAAGAUGCCAUCAUUUGGAUUCAAAGGACCCAAACUGGAGGGGCCAGAUGUUGAUAUCAACCUUCCUAAAGCUGACAUUGAUAUUAAGGGCCCCAACGUUGACAUCAAAGGUCCAGAACUGGACAUUGAAGGCCCAGAUGGUAAAAUAAAAGGGCCGAAAUUCAAGAUGCCUUCCAUAUCAGGACCAAAUAUUUCCAUGCCUGACAUGGACUUCAACCUGAAAGGUCCAAAGAUGAAGGGAGAUGUUGAUAUGUCAGGAGACCUCAAAGCACCCAAAGUAGACAUUGAAGGUCCAGAUGUUGACAUUGAAGGUUCAGGAGGAUUUAAGAUGCCAAAGAUGAAGAUGCCAUCAUUUGGAUUCAAAGGACCCAAACUGGAGGGGCCAGAUGUUGAUAUCAACCUUCCUAAAGCUGACAUUGAUAUUAAGGGCCCCAACGUUGACAUCAAAGGUCCAGAACUGGACAUUGAAGGCCCAGAUGGUAAAACCAAAGGGCCGAAAUUCAAGAUGCCGUCAAUGUCAGGACCAAAGAUCUCCAUGCCUGAUGUGGACUUCAACCUGAAAGGUCCAAAGAUGAAAGGAGAUUUCGAUGUGUCAGGGCCCAAGAUAGAAGGAGACCUCAAAGCACCCAAAGUAGACAUUGAAGGUCCAGAUGUUGACAUUGAAGGUUCAGGAGGAUUUAAGAUGCCAAAGAUGAAAAUGCCAUCCUUUGGAUUCAAAGGACCUAACCUGGAGGGUCCGGAUGUCGAUCUCAACCUACCUAAAGCUGACAUUAAUGUUGAAGGUCCAGAAAUUGACAUUGAAGGGUAUGAUGGUAAAAUCAGAGGGCCAAAAUUCAAGAUGCCUUCAAUGUCAGGACCAAAGAUAUCAAUGCCAGAUAUGGAUUUCAACCUGAAAGGUCCAAAGGUAAAGGGAGAUUUUGAUGUGUCAGUCCCCAAGAUCGAAGGAGACCUCAAAGCACCCAAAGUAGACAUUGAAGGUCCAGAUGUUGACAUUGAAGGUUCAGGAGGAUUUAAGAUGCCAAAGAUGAAGAUGCCAUCAUUUGGAUUCAAAGGACCCAAACUGGAGGGGCCAGAUGUUGAUAUCAACCUUCCUAAAGCUGACAUUGAUAUUAAGGGCCCCAACGUUGACAUCAAAGGUCCAGAACUGGACAUUGAAGGCCCAGAUGGUAAAACCAAAGGGCCGAAAUUCAAGAUGCCGUCAAUGUCAGGACCAAAGAUCUCCAUGCCUGAUGUGGACUUCAACCUGAAAGGUUCAAAGAUGAAAGGAGAUUUCGAUGUGUCAGGGCCCAAGAUAGAAGGAGACCUCAAAGCACCCAAAGUAGACAUUGAAGGUCCAGAUGUUGACAUUGAAGGUUCAGGAGGAUUUAAGAUGCCAAAGAUGAAAAUGCCAUCCUUUGGAUUCAAAGGACCUAACCUGGAGGGUCCGGAUGUCGAUCUCAACCUACCUAAAGCUGACAUUAAUGUUGAAGGUCCAGAAAUUGACAUUGAAGGGUAUGAUGGUAAAAUCAGAGGGCCAAAAUUCAAGAUGCCUUCAAUGUCAGGCCCAAAGAUAUCAAUGCCAGAUAUGGAUUUCAACCUGAAAGGUCCAAAGGUAAAGGGAGAUUUUGAUGUGUCAGUCCCCAAGAUCGAAGGAGACCUCAAAGCACCCAAAGUAGACAUUGAAGGUCCAGAUGUUGACAUUGAAGGUUCAGGAGGAUUUAAGAUGCCAAAGAUGAAGAUGCCAUCAUUUGGAUUCAAAGGACCCAAACUGGAGGGGCCAGAUGUUGAUAUCAACCUUCCUAAAGCUGACAUUGAUAUUAAGGGCCCCAACGUUGACAUCAAAGGUCCAGAACUUGACAUUGAAGGCCCUGAUGGUAAAAUCAAAGGGCCGAAAUUCAAGAUGCCGUCAAUGUCAGGACCAAAGAUCUCCAUGCCUGAUGUGGACUUCAACCUGAAAGGUCCAAAGAUGAAGGGAGAUGUUGAUAUGUCAGGAGAACUUAAAGCACCCAAAGUAGACAUUGAAGGUCCAGAUGUUGACAUUGAAGGUUCAGGAGGAUUUAAGAUGCCAAAGAUGAAGAUGCCAUCAUUUGGAUUCAGAGGACCUAAACUGGAGGGUCCAGAUGUGGAUCUUAACCUACCUCAAGCUGAUAUUGACAUCAUGGUACCUAGUGUUGACAUUUCACGUACAGAUCUCGACAUCAGAGGUCCUGAUGCAAAGUUGUCAGGUGGUUCCCUUGAUAUGGGAAGUCCCAGUUUCAGUUUUGAAAAACCAGACAUCAAGUUUCCAAAGUUCAAAGGUCCCAUGUUUGGUAUUAAGUCCCCAGAAGUUGAAGGUCCUGAACUGAAUAUUUCUCACAGAACGAUUGACGUGAAAGCACCUGAGGUUGACCUUAACCAAGGGGAUGCAAAUAUCAAAGGACCUAAAUUCAAUGCACCAAAGAUCCAUAUGGGAGGAAAGAGCCCCAAAUUAGAUGUUCAUUUGCCAGAGGUUGACAGUAGUCUAGAAGCCCCUGAUGUUGACAUUCAUGUCAAAGGAAAGAAAGGCAAAUUCAAACUGCCCAAAAUCAAAGGGAAAGCAAAGAAACCUGAUGUCGAUAUUGACCUUGAAACAUCAGGUGUAGAUUUAGAUGUUGACUCUCCUGAGCUUCACCUGAAAGGAGCAAAAGUAAAGAAACCUUUCUUUGGAAGACUUCAUUUCCCCGAUGUGGAAUUUGAUGUAAAAUCUUCCAAAGUUAAAGGUGACUUGUCAUCUGGGAGUCUACAAGCCAACAUUGGGGGCCCAGAUGUAAACGUGGAAGUCCCAGAUGUAAAAACUAAGUCUAACAUGAAAUUUCCAGGGAUGAAAAUCAAAGUGCCCCAGGUGAAUGUCUCUGAUGUUGACGUAAAUGUGAACGGGCAAAAUCUGAAAGGAGAGGCAAGCCUCUCAGGAGGUUUUAAAGGUCCUACGACAGAUAUCGGAGGAGGAGUAGAAGUAGACUCAAAUGUUUCAGGAUUCAGUGGACUACAUUUCCCAGAGGGACACGUAUCAUUCCCCAAAAUCAGUGUUCCAAAGUACCAUGGACCAGAGAUGGGAGUAGAUGUUGAUGCAGAGUUAGAAGCAGGGGCAGGAGCAGGGUUAGCAGUGGGGGGUGAGAAGGUUGAUGUGCAGACUCCUUCGGUUAUUGGUAGAGUUAGUUCUCCGAGCCUGGAGUUGCACGGCCCAGACGUGAAGAACAGUGGUGGUAAAGUGAAUGUGAAGAUGCCAAGGUUCGGUUUUGGCAAGUCAAAAGCAAAGGGAGGUAGUGCAGCAGAUAUUAGCUUUCAGGGGCCGGACGCAGAACUGGGAGCCGGUGGCGGCGUUAAGGGCUCCAAAGAGUUGAGUUUAAGUCAUGGGGAGUUAGUAAGUGGCAAGUUGUCUGUAGAGGGAGGAUCUGGGCAUAGUGUGUCCCCUAAGAGCAAGUCAGCCUCACUGGAUCUUUUUAAGAAAUCAAGGCAUCGGUCUUCCUCUGUGGCGAGUGACGAGGGAGAUCUGGCUGUGUCUUCCCCCUCAAGUCACUUAAGUGCCGAGGGUGGCGACAUCUCUGUUGAUGUUGGGGGGGCCAAGGUGAAAGGAAAGAAGAGCAAGUCAAAGUUUGGCACCUUUGGUGGUUUUGGCUCAAAGUCGACGGGCUCAUAUGAAGUGACACUGGGUGAAGACAAUGAAGAGAGAGUAGAAGGAAGUGGUGGUGUAUCUCUCCCCUCUAAAAAGUCGAGAAUCGCCUCGUCUUCCAGCAGCGACAGUGGGUCUAGAGGUGGUUUCCAUUUCCCAAAACUUGACUUUUCCAUGUCACCAAAGAAAUGAAUGAAUUGUUGAGGCUAAUUAUAAACUCUCCUGUAUACUACCCAAUUAUCUUCUCCAUGUACACAACAGCCCUAUCUGCUCAAGAAUGUAAAACUUGCCAGAUGAGUUCACAUCUCAUCUCAAUGUAACAUUACAUGUGUUUUAUUCCCUUAGGACUUUUCUCCACACAUUUUACUUAUUACAUGACAUUGUUCAUACUUCAAUUUAACUGUAAAUAAGAUGAAUCUGUAUUGUAAUAUUAAGUAUUGUCUUUUGUACAUAGUCAAAAUGUAUUGAGCAUAAAUCUCACCAAAUUCAUACCAAUAGUGCCUCACGUGUUUAGUCACAUUGUUGUAUUGCAUUCUGUUAAAAUGCAUUUAGUCAAGAUUAGGUAUUUUUAUAUCCAGGGUUCUAUUGCACAACAAAAUAGUAUAGAUUCAAUUGUUAUUUUUAAGAAAAGUAUGUUUAUACACACAGACACACAGCAAAAAAACAACCUCAAUAACUACUUUUCGUUUUUUAUAUGUAUGAAAUGAUUUACUUUUGUUUUUGAAACUUUGGAUAUGUAAUUGUUGCAGAAGCUUAUUUACUCAACAUAAAGCCGUCCCUGUAUACCAAUGCAGUUAGAGACCAUAAUUGCAAAUAAAAACAAUGUUUCUGUUUACUAAUAAAUUCUAUCUACUGUUGUUAUUCAUCUUUGAGAGAGAGCAGGCAUUUUUUAAUAUAUUUUUUUACAUCCAAUUUGAUUAUUACAAUUUGUCCCUUUUCGCUUCAAAACCUUUCAUUUGAAUUCUGCUCAAAUACCAAAAUGGAAGAUGCACAUUGAAAAAUAGUACACCAUAUGCUGAAGAAUCCAUUUGCAUUUUUGUACAAUCAAGAUAUUUAAAAUGUAAAGAAGCAAAUCAUGACAUUCUCUCUCUCUCACCAUCUCUCUAUUUCUCUCCCUCACUGUCUCACUUAAUGCAAGUCUCUGGUGUUUGGUUACACUAAAGAAAAUGAAUGACUAUCAUGAAUAAAGAGUCAUGCUAUAUUUGUACCUGUAUAGCAAAAUAAAUAUUUGCAAUGUUAAUAACAGAGAAAGAAAGCAAAAAAUAUAUAAUUUGCUUUUAUUUGAUUUGAGUUUUUAAUUGAUUUGAGUCUAUUGUGUCUCACGUGUUUCAUCUGCAAAAUAAAUCAAAUAAACGGUUAACAUACCAA